CUAUGUAUCGCUUAUUUAGCGUUCGAUAUGAUUGCUACUGAGCUUUAUGCUCGAGGUGUACGCGAUGGGUGCUUCAGGCUCUACACCGUUUGAAAAUAAAAAGAGGGAGCUAAUUAAAUACAUUAACCUUGCCAUAUGUCGCGUUGACUUAUUGUCUAAUCGCUUGUCGAAUGACUUAAAUGCUACGAUCCAUGAUAUUAUACAGCAGCGUCGUGACGUUUACAUGUGUUCUGAGCAGACCAUUUAUAUAGAGAAUACCCUAGUGGUCUAUCAACAGUUGUCAAAGGAUUUGUCUACGCUAAAGAUCAGGAAGCAUCUUAUAUCAAGCAAACUUGACAAGCAGUUAGAGCCUUGUGUUGCUAAUAUAAUACACUGUGCUGACAAGUUAGAUGUUCCCGAAUUGGGGCGCAUUAGCACACUAUUGCGUAAGAUAUAUGGCAAUGAGCUUGAGUUAAAACCUACUCAGGAGUUACUAGACAAGCUUAACAGACCGGUACCUUCUAGGGCUGAGAUGUCUCAGCAGAUAGAGCGGUAUAAAAAGUUAGAGCAAUCUCGUAGUAACAUUCGUGUUGUUAAUGAGCCAACACCUUCAAUUUCCACCAAGCGGGCUGAAAUUGACGAUUUAUUGGAGCGCAUCCAGCGACUCCGUUCAUAGUUAUUUUAAGGCUAGGGUGGGGACA
Babesia bovis T2Bo is the source of this 680-nucleotide messenger RNA. RefSeq lists its product as uncharacterized. The transcript is spliced from 9 exons. Bases 47 to 655 code for a protein of 202 amino acids. The record is from RefSeq and is a predicted model, not a curated record. Lineage: Eukaryota; Apicomplexa; Aconoidasida; Piroplasmida; Babesiidae.